This is a messenger RNA of Acanthamoeba castellanii str. Neff, 7020 nucleotides long. RefSeq names its product PremRNA processing splicing factor 8, putative. The transcript is spliced from 2 exons. Gene Ontology annotation, cellular component: U5 snRNP; catalytic step 2 spliceosome. Bases 1 to 7020 code for a protein of 2339 amino acids. Gene Ontology annotation, molecular function: metallopeptidase activity; U1 snRNA binding; protein binding. Gene Ontology annotation, biological process: mRNA splicing, via spliceosome; spliceosomal tri-snRNP complex assembly. The record is from RefSeq and is a predicted model, not a curated record. Lineage: Eukaryota; Discosea; Longamoebia; Acanthamoebidae.
AUGGCGGACACUGAGACCGUGCACAUGCACGACGCACCCUCUGCCGCCGACAAGGCGCUGGAGGAGAAGUCGCGCAAGUGGCAUCAGCUCAAUUCAAAGCGAUAUGGAGAGAAGAGGAAAUUCGGGCACGUCGAGCCGCAGAAGGAGGACAUGCCCCCCGAGCACAUCCGCAAGAUCAUCAAGGAUCACGGCGACAUGUCGAGCAAGAAGUUCAGGCACGACAAGCGCGUGUACCUGGGAGCGCUCAAGUACGUGCCGCAUGCGAUCCUCAAGCUGCUCGAGAACAUGCCGAUGCCGUGGGAGCAGGUGCGCGACGUGCCGGUGCUCUACCACAUCACGGGCGCCAUCACGUUCGUCAACCAGAUCCCGCUGGUCGUCGAGCCCAUCUACAUCGCGCAGUGGGGUUCGAUGUGGAUCAUGAUGAGGCGCGAGAAGCGAGAUCGUCGGCAUUUCAAGCGCAUGCGAUUCCCGCCGUUCGACGACGAGGAGCCGCCGCUCGACUACGGCGACAACAUCAUGGACGUCGAGCCGCUCGACCCGAUCCAGAUGGAAUUCGAGGAGAUCGAGGACGCCCCAGUCAAAGAUUGGCUGUACGACAACCGGCCGCUCGCCGACACCAAGUACAUCAACGGGCCGAGCUACAAGAGCUGGCGUCUGCCGCUCCCCAUCAUGGCCAAUCUCUACCGUCUCGCCAGCCAGCUGCUCAGCGACCUCAACGACAAGAACUACUUCUACCUCUUCGACACCAAGUCCUUCUUCACGGCCAAGGCGCUCAACAUGGCCAUCCCCGGCGGCCCCAAAUUCGAGCCCAUGUACCGCGACAUCGACGAGGCCGACGAGGACUGGAACGAGUUCAACGACAUCAACAAACUCAUCAUCCGCCACCAGCUGCGCACGGAGUACAAGGUCGCGUUCCCCUACCUCUACAACAACCGCCCGAGGAGCGUGCACAUCACCCCCUACCACCACCCGCUCUCCGUCUACAUCAAGACCGACGACCCCGAUCUGCCGGCGUUCUACUUCGACCCGCUCAUCAACCCCAUCGCGUCGUGGCGAGGCGAGAAGGGCCGCGGCGGCGACGGCGACGACGACGAGUUCGACGACGACGAGGAGGCCCCGUUCGCGCUGCCGGAGGGCGUCGAGCCGCUGCUCAAGGACACCGACCUCUUCACCGACAACACGGCCAGCGGCAUCGCGCUCUACUGGGCGCCGCGCCCGUUCAACCUCCGCUCGGGCCGCACGAGGCGCGCGCAGGACGUGCCGCUCGUCAAGUCGUGGUACAUGGAGCACUGCCCGCAGAACCACCCGGUCAAGGUCCGCGUGAGCUACCAGAAGCUGCUCAAGUGCUACGUGCUCAACCAGCUCAAGCACCGGCCGCCGAAGGCGCUCAACAAGCGCUACCUCUUCCGCUCGCUGGCGGCGACCAAGUUCUUCCAGUCGACGGAGCUCGAUUGGGUGGAGGCCGGUCUGCAGGUGUGUCGGCAGGGCUACAACAUGCUCAACCUCCUCAUCCACCGCAAGAACCUCAACUACCUCCACCUCGACUACAACUUCAACCUCAAGCCCGUCAAGACGCUCACCACCAAGGAGCGCAAGAAGUCGCGUUUCGGUAACGCCUUCCAUCUGUGUCGCGAGAUCCUCCGGCUCACGAAGCUCGUCGUCGACGCCAACGUCCACUUCCGCCUCGGCCACGUCGACGCCUUCCAGCUCGCCGACGGCCUCCAGUACAUCUUCGCGCACGUUGGCCAGCUCACCGGCAUGUACCGAUACAAGUACCGCCUCAUGCGCCAGAUCCGCAUGUGCAAGGACCUCAAGCACCUCAUCUACUACCGCUUCAACACCGGUCCCGUCGGCAAGGGUCCCGGCUGCGGCGUCUGGGCGCCGGCCUGGCGCGUGUGGCUCUUCUUCCUCCGCGGCGUCGUGCCGCUGCUCGAGCGGUGGCUGGGCAACCUGCUCGCCAGGCAGUUCGAGGGCCGCCACUCCAAGGGCAUCGCCAAGACCGUCACCAAGCAGCGCGUGGAGAGCCACUUCGAUCUCGAGCUCAGGGCCGCGGUCAUGCACGACAUCCUCGACAUGAUGCCCGAGGGCAUCCGGGCCAACAAGUCGCGCACCAUCCUCCAGCACCUCAGCGAGGCGUGGCGCUGCUGGAAGGCCAACAUCCCGUGGAAGGUGCCCGGCCUGCCGGCGCCGAUCGAGAACAUGAUCCUGCGCUACGUCAAGUCCAAGGCCGACUGGUGGACCAACGUCGCGCACUACAACCGCGAGCGCAUCCGCCGGGGCGCCACCGUCGACAAGACCGUGUGCAAGAAGAACCUCGGUCGGCUCACGCGGCUGUGGCUCAAGGCCGAGCAGGAGCGGCAGCACAACUACCUCAAGGACGGGCCGUACAUCACCGCCGAGGAGGCCGUCGCGAUCUACACCACGACGGUGCACUGGCUCGAGAGCCGCAAGUUCUCGCCGAUCCCGUUCCCGCCGCUCAACUACAAGCACGACACGAAGCUGCUCAUCCUGUCGCUCGAGCACCUCAAGGAGGCCUACAGCGUCAAGAGCCGGCUCAACCAGUCGCAGCGCGAGGAGCUCGGCCUCGUCGAGCAGGCCUACGACAACCCGCACGAGGCCCUGUCGCGGAUCAAGCGCCACCUCCUCACGCAGCGGGCCUUCAAGGAGCUGGGCAUCGAGUUCAUGGACCUCUACAGCUACCUGAUCCCGGUCUACGACAUCGAGCCGCUCGAGAAGAUCACCGACGCCUACCUCGACCAGUACGUGUGGUAUGAGGCCGACAAGCGUCACCUCUUCCCCAACUGGAUCAAGCCCGCCGACACCGAGCCGCCGCCGCUCCUCACCUACAAGUGGUGCCAGGGCAUCAACAACCUCACCAACGUGUGGGACACGAGCGAGGGCGAGUGCGUCGUGCUGAUGGAGACCAAGCUCGAGAAGGUCUACGAGAAGAUCGAUCUCACGCUGCUCAACCGGCUCCUGCGCCUCAUCCUCGACCACAACAUCGCCGACUACAUGACGGCCAAGAACAACGUGGUCAUGAACUACAAGGACAUGAACCACACCAACUCGUACGGCCUCAUCCGCGGCCUCCAGUUCGCGUCGUUCAUCUUCCAGUACUACGGCCUCGUGCUCGACCUCCUCGUGCUCGGCCUCACCCGCGCGUCGGAGAUCGCCGGCCCGCCGCAGAUGCCCAACGACUUCCUCACCUUCCGCUCCGUCGAGGAGGAGACCCGCCACCCGAUCCGCCUCUACUCGCGCUACAUCGACCGGAUCCACAUGUGCUUCCGCUUCACGCACGACGAGGCCAAGGAGCUCAUCCAGCGCUACCUCACCGAGCACCCGGACCCCAACAACGAGAACAUCGUCGGCUACAACAACAAGAAGUGCUGGCCCCGCGACGCCCGCAUGCGCCUCAUGAAGCACGACGUCAACCUCGGCCGCGCCGUCUUCUGGGACAUCAAGAACCGGCUCCUGCGGUCGCUCACCACGAUCGAGUGGGACAACUCGUUCCUCUCGGUCUACAGCAAGGACAACCCCAACCUGCUGUUCGCCAUGUGCGGCUUCGAAGUCCGCAUCCUGCCCAAGUGCCGCUCGCUCAACGAGGAGUUCACCCAGCAGGACGGCGUGUGGAACCUCCAGAACGAGAACACCAAGGAGCGCACGGCGCAGGCCUUCCUGCGCGUCGACGAGGAGUCGCUCGGCCGCUUCGAGAACCGCAUCCGCAUGGUGCUCAUGGCCUCGGGCUCCACCACCUUCACCAAGAUCGUCAACAAGUGGAACACGUCGCUCAUCGGCCUCAUGACCUACUACCGCGAGGCCACCGUCCACACCCAGGAGCUGCUCGACCUCCUCGUCAAGUGCGAGAACAAGAUCCAGACCCGCGUCAAGAUCGGCCUCAACUCGAAGAUGCCCUCCCGCUUCCCGCCCGUCGUCUUCUACACCCCGAAGGAGCUCGGCGGCCUCGGCAUGCUCUCAAUGGGCCACGUGCUCAUCCCCCAGUCCGACCUCCGCUACUCGAAGCAGACCAACGUCGGCACGACGCACUUCCGGAGCGGUAUGUCGCACGAGGAGGACCAGCUGAUUCCGAACCUCUACCGCUACAUCCAGCCGUGGGAGCAGGAGUUCAUCGACUCGCAGCGCGUGUGGGCCGAGUACGCGCUCAAGCGGCAGGAGGCCAACGCGCAGAACAAGCGGCUCACGCUCGAGGACCUCGAGGACUCGUGGGACCGCGGCAUCCCGCGGAUCAACACGCUCUUCCAGAAGGACCGCCACACGCUGGCCUACGACAAGGGCUGGCGUCUGCGCACGGACUGGAAGCAGUACCAGGUCCUCAAGCAGAACCCGUUCUGGUGGACCCACCAGCGCCACGACGGCAAGCUGUGGAACCUCAACAACUACCGGACGGACAUGAUCCAGGCGCUGGGCGGCGUGGAGGGCAUCCUCGAGCACACGCUGUUCAAGGGCACCUACUUCCCGACGUGGGAGGGUCUCUUCUGGGAGAAGGCGUCGGGCUUCGAGGAGUCGAUGAAGUACAAGAAGCUCACCAACGCGCAGCGCUCGGGUCUCAACCAGAUCCCGAACCGUCGGUUCACGCUCUGGUGGUCGCCGACGAUCAACCGCGCCAACGUCUACGUCGGCUUCCAAGUGCAGCUCGACCUGACGGGCAUCUUCAUGCACGGCAAGAUCCCCACGCUCAAGAUCUCGCUCAUCCAGAUCUUCCGCGCGCAUCUCUGGCAGAAGGUCCACGAGAGCGUCGUGAUGGAUCUGUGCCAGGUGUUCGACCAGGAGCUCGACGCGCUCGAGAUCGAGACGGUGCAGAAGGAGACGAUCCACCCGCGCAAGUCCUACAAGAUGAACUCGUCGUGCGCCGACGUGCUCCUCUUCGCCGCGUACAAGUGGCCCGUGUCGAAGCCCUCGCUCCUGACCGACACCAACGACGUCUUCGACUCGCACACGACCAAGUACUGGAUCGACGUCCAGCUCCGCUGGGGCGACUACGACUCGCACGACAUCGAGCGCUACGCGCGCGCCAAGUUCCUCGACUACACGACCGACAACAUGAGCAUCUACCCGUCGCCCACCGGCGUGCUCAUCGCGCUCGACCUGGCCUACAACCUCUACAGCGCCUUCGGCAACUGGUUCACCGGCGUCAAGCCCCUGCUCGGCCAGGCCAUGGCCAAGAUCAUGAAGUCGAACCCGGCCCUCUACGUGCUCCGCGAGCGCAUCCGCAAGGGCCUCCAGCUCUACUCGUCCGAGCCCACCGAGCCCUACCUGUCGUCGCAGAACUACGGCGAGCUCUUCUCCAACCAGAUCAUCUGGUUCGUCGACGACACCAACGUCUACCGCGUCACCAUCCACAAGACGUUCGAGGGUAACUUGACGACCAAGCCCAUCAACGGCGGCAUCUUCAUCUUCAACCCGCGCACCGGCCAGCUCUUCCUCAAGAUCAUCCACACGUCGGUGUGGGCCGGCCAGAAGCGUCUCGGCCAGCUGGCCAAGUGGAAGACGGCCGAGGAGGUGGCGGCGCUCAUCCGGUCGCUGCCCGUCGAGGAGCAGCCCAAGCAGAUCAUCGUCACGCGCAAGGGCAUGCUCGACCCGCUCGAGGUGCACCUGCUCGACUUCCCCAACAUCGUCAUCAAGGGCUCCGAGCUCCAGCUGCCCUUCCAGGCGUGCCUCAAGAUCGAGAAGUUCGGCGACCUCAUCCUCAAGGCCACCGAGCCGCAGAUGGUGCUCUUCAACAUCUACGACGACUGGCUCAAGACGAUCUCGUCCUACACGGCCUUCUCGCGACUGGUGCUCAUCCUGCGUUCGCUGCACGUCAACCACGAGAAGACGCGCGUCAUCCUCAAGCCCGACAAGACCGUGGUCACGCAGCCGCACCACAUCUGGCCCUCGCUCAACGACGAGCAGUGGAUCAAGGUCGAGGUGUCGCUCAAGGACCUCAUCCUCUCCGACUACGGCAAGAAGAACAACGUCAACGUGGCCUCGCUCACGCAGUCGGAGAUCCGCGACAUCAUCCUCGGCAUGGAGAUCUCGCCGCCGUCGGAGCAGCGCCAGCAGAUCGCCGAGAUCGAGAAGCAGACCAAGGAGGCCAGCCAGCUGACGGCGGUGACGACCAAGACCACCAACGUGCACGGCGACGAGAUCACCGUCACCACGACCUCGCCCUACGGCCAGAAGAUGUUCACCUCCAAGACCGACUGGCGCGUGCGGGCCAUCUCGGCGACCAACCUCCACCUCCGUACCAACCACAUCUACGUCUCGUCGGACGACGUCAAGGAGACGGGCUUCACCUACGUGCUGCCCAAGAACGUGCUCAAGAAGUUCAUCACCAUCUCCGACCUCCGCACGCAGGUGGCCGGCUUCAUGUACGGCAUCAGCCCGCCGGACAACCCGAUGGUCAAGGAGAUCCGCUGCAUCGUCAUGCCGCCGCAGUGGGGCACGCACCAGGAGGUCAACCUGCCCCACCAGCUCCCCGAGCACGAGUACCUCGCCGACAUGGAGCCCCUCGGCUGGAUCCACACCCAGCCCAACGAGCUCCCGCAGCUCCCGCCCGGCGACGUCAUCACCCACGCCGGCAUCAUGACCGACAACAAGGCCUGGGACGCCGAGAAGGCCAUCGUCAUCACCGUCUCCUUCACCCCCGGCUCCUGCUCCCUCACCGCCUACAAGCUCACCCCCGCCGGCUACACCUGGGGCCAGCAGAACCGCGACAACCACACCCACAACUUCUCCGGCUACUCCCCGCUCUUCUACGAGAAGGUGCCCAUGCUCCUCUCCGACCGCUUCCUCGGCUUCUACAUGGUCCCCGAGCACGGCAUGUGGAACUACAACUUCUCCGGCGUCAAGCACAACCCCAACAUGAAGUACUCGCUCGUCCUCGCCAACCCGCGCGAGUUCUACAACGAGGCCUUCCGCCCCACCCACUUCCUCUCCUGGGUCUCCUCCGAGGACACCGCCACCGCCGAAGGAGGAGCCGACGACGGACUCGACGCCGACCGCGAGAACCUCUUCGACUAA